Molecule: messenger RNA, 1119 nt
Organism: Chaetomium globosum CBS 148.51
Lineage: Eukaryota; Fungi; Ascomycota; Sordariomycetes; Sordariales; Chaetomiaceae
Exons: 2
Coding region: 1-1119 (372 amino acids)
Source: RefSeq, a predicted model, not a curated record
AUGCCCACCAGCACCAACGCUACCCCGUCCACCCAAACCCAAACCGCGCCCCCACAACAACAGAAACAACAGAAACAACAACCACGACCACGACCACAACCACAACCACAACCACAACAACCACAACAACCACAACAACCACAACAACCACAACAACCACAACAACCACAACAACCACAACAACCACAACAACCACAACAACCACAACAACCACAACAACCACAACAACUACAACAACCACAACAACCACAACAACCACAACAACCACAACAACCACAACAAUACAACAACUACAACAACCACAACAACCACAAUACCACAACAACUCGACAACUAUCACAACCAUAUAACAUACAAUACACAACCACGAUACUAUACACGCUCAUUCAAGACUUCGGCCCAUUUCGCGUGACAGCGGGCGCGCCGCCCUCGCCGUGUGGGGCCACCAGCCCGCCGCCGUCCGCCACCACCCCGCGGCCCUCCCGCCCCACGUGGGGAUCGUGUGCCCCGAGGAUGGGGUCCGGCGUGAUCUUGUCGUGGGCCAGGGUCGUCGGGUGGGCGGUGUACCCUCCCCCGCCGGGGGUGGUGGUGGUUGGAGGGGAGGGGAGUGGUGGUGGUGGUGGGGAGGGGGGUGUGAGGGAGAGGGGGGGUCGUACGGCCGGGGUGGUGGGGGUGCCGCUUGCUGGGACCGGGGAGGUUGUGGGGUUUCGGUUGAGGGCGGUGGAGGCUGAGACGUGGCGGCGGUUGGAGAUGGUGAGGCCGUGGGGGAUGCCCGAGCCGUAUGUUGGGUGGGUGGGCCAUAUGAUACGCACCAAUGCCACGGUGAUGGCGGUGCCGACGUUGCUGAAUGAGUUUGCCAGGGCGUGGUACUAUUGUAUGCGCCAGCCGUCGGGGCGUGAUGAGCAGCAGCAGAGGAAUAUCGCGGGGUUGAUCCUGUGGAUUCUGUGGCGGCUCAUGGGGGACGUUGAUGUACACGGGGAGAGGGCGAGGUGGAAAUUGACGGCGCAGAAUGUACCGAUCGUUUCAUAUUGGGGAUUUUGGCGCUUAUUUGUGGCGACGUAUCCCGAGGCGUUGAACCUGAUGAAGAAAUGCGGCGUUCCUCUUAUCACAGAGCCGUGA